Lampris incognitus (smalleye Pacific opah) is the source of this 1350-nucleotide messenger RNA. It is a transcript of the gene gpr141, whose product is annotated as probable G-protein coupled receptor 141. Gene Ontology annotation, molecular function: oxysterol binding; G protein-coupled receptor activity. The record is from RefSeq and is a predicted model, not a curated record. Gene Ontology annotation, cellular component: membrane. The transcript has 5 exons. Lineage: Eukaryota; Metazoa; Chordata; Actinopteri; Lampriformes; Lampridae. Bases 1 to 1350 code for a protein of 449 amino acids. Gene Ontology annotation, biological process: G protein-coupled receptor signaling pathway.
AUGGAACGUAUGGCCCCUCUUUUUGCUGCUCCGGUGAUUCCAAGCCCAGGCACUGUCAGUUCCCACAUGAUCACCUCCUUGGUGGAAUUUGAGAAGAUGAUCUGGGCAGUGUGUUGUUUGUGUAAUUUGGUCAGGGAACUUCAGUUGUUUUACAAGAUCCACUCUCAAAAGGCAGUCUGGGGCUUUGGAAAGCUUAAUGGCUGUGCGGACCACUUCUGCAAGUGCCCUGAGCACCUGGUCAUGGUGCCAGCAGUAGUAGCCGCUGGCCAAGGCUUUGGGGCAGCUGCUGAGGAGAUGUUGAAGGGACCCUCUCCCAGCUCCUUGCUGACUGAGUUCCACCAUCUUGGUGACCCAUACCUCUUCUACGCCUGUUUUGAAAUGGCCCCCUUUGACAACCACAGCUCAACUCUGCCGCAGAAUGAAACAUCCACCACCUGCCUGCAGUCAUCGCAAUCAGUUAAGACUGAAUACCAUGGAUUUCUUCUAUUCAUCUACUCUGUAGUUCUGGUCAGCGGCAUCAGUGGCGUGGGCCUGAUGGCUCAAAUUCUCUGGUCCAGCGUAAAGUCCCUCACUACCAUUGCUGUACUCAACCUUAUUUUUGCCCACUUCAUUUUCCUCCUAACAGUGCCUUUCAGGAUGUACUACUACGCUACCCAUUGCUGGAGCCUGAGCUUUGGAUGGUGUAAAAUAGUCAGCAGCAUGAUCCACAUACACAUGUAUAUGUCUUUUAUCUUCUACGUGAUCAUCCUCGUCACCCGCCUGCUGACAUUCUAUCACAAAACCAAGCAGACGGAGUUCCAAUGGAAGCUACACGCACUGGUUAUAAGCAUCAUGGUGUGGCUGCUGGUGAUUAUCGUGGUCCCUUGUGUUGUCUACUUUUUAUACGGAGUCCAGGAUAAGGAAACGCAGAGCAACAACAACAGUAGUUGCACGAAUAAAACGGGGGCUGCAACCAAUAAUAGCACUGGGAAUUGCUUCCACUUUGGUAAAUUUAUGUGUCUGUGGAAUAAUAAAAUGUUCAACUAUGCCACAAGCGUCAUGAUCAUCAUAGUGGCCAUGGUACUGACAGCACUCCAAGCUAGAGUCCUAGUAGUUGUACGCAGGAAGUACGGUCGGGGAUGGGCCUCUCAGCAGGUGUUCUGGGCCAGUCUAAAGAGCCUGUGCUUUGCUCUGAUCAUGACGGUGUGCUUCGUUCCCUACCACAUCUUCCGCCUGUAUUAUCUUCAGAACAUAGAUCUGGAGGCUAUUAAUGAAGUGUUUCUGAGUAUCACCACUUUUACCUGUUUGGAUAUGCUCACAUUCAUGGGGAGGGGAUCCUGCUACAUGUGCUGCAAAGGGCAGAGUGUGUGA